AUCACCCCGCCAGACACACGCGAUGAUGCCAUUGACAUAAAUACAAAGUAUUUUGCAACACGUGUAUUUGACAUAUCGAUAAAACACACCCGUUAACCACAAAUGCGCUCACGUCACGUCCACGGAGGACAAAACCGGAACUGACCUGCAGGUCACGUGCCUGGUGCUCAUCUCGCGGCUGUUUUCGUUCACCAGAUAUUUCUUAUUAAAAUGGAACUGUUCCGCCGUCCGCGUGAGCAGGAAACUUCUGGUUCUGCGAGGACUCUCUGUCACUCAGACCACGACGCCAUGACACUCUCACCGGAAGUAGGCUGAUGACGUCAUUUUUACAUCGCUAUAUUUUCACCACCGAUCUGAAAUUUGGGUGUAGGCAUCAGUUUUUGAACUCGGUUGGAAAUGACGUCAUCUAUCCAACGACACGUCGAGACACUAUUCCUUCUUUUUUUUUCAAGUCACGUGUGGUGACCGCCCACAACGGUGGACUGCCCGCUGUUUCCGGUGCGACCGGCCUGUGGUCAUGGAGCUCGGUGACUUGGUUCGGUUUCGACACUGUGGGCGAACGGUCUACGUUUUGGCGGACUCUACUGUGAGUCCACGAUGUCCGCACUGUGGCAACGAGGUCCGAUUCGGCCUGUCCGAUGCGCCGGUUCGAGUCCACUGCCCGAUUGAAAAUGGACACAGCACGAGCUGCUGCUUCCUGGUGUCGUCACAGCUCGGACUUGCGGGACUCAGUGCUGACAAUGAGGCGGAGCUUCAUGUUGGCGUGUCAAACUCUACAGGUGUGGUCUUCAGUUACUCAGGCUCCGGGGUUCAGCGACAGCAGCAGGGCUGGACACACUGUGUGGUCAUUCCUUUGGUGGCUCCAGCCAACCAGGACCUGCAUUUCAUGGCUCAGUGGGACAGAGAUCUGGAGACAUUUGCUGCCCAGGACUGCUGGACUCCAGAGAGGUUUGAGGAGCAGAGGCGCUUUGGCUCGUGUUGCUAUGGUUUUGCUCUCGGCUUCAUCAACCAGGUGAUGAUGUCUGAAGGGAAGCAGCCUAUCAGCAGCCAGGAUUUCACAGCUCGGUGGGUUCUGCCAAAGACAGAGAGGAUGGCUAAGUUCUUGUCCUUGUGGGAGCUUGUUCGUCGUGAUGGUUACUUCAGUACAAAUCCCAGCUUCAGUUCAUAACUUCAGUUAA
This is a messenger RNA of Synchiropus splendidus (mandarinfish), 1178 nucleotides long. RefSeq names its product MKRN2 opposite strand, tandem duplicate 1 (gene mkrn2os.1). NCBI's taxonomy places the organism in Eukaryota, Metazoa, Chordata, Actinopteri, Syngnathiformes, Callionymidae. Bases 518 to 1168 code for a protein of 216 amino acids. The record is from RefSeq and is a predicted model, not a curated record. The transcript has 4 exons.